CGACUGCCUGUAUUCAGAACUCAAGGAACAAGCAGUUUGCUACUUCUAUUUAGCGAAGUAAUAGCGAAGCAUCGUUGCUUAAACUUUUGUGGUGUAUCACAUUUAAAAGUUGUUGCCUGUUUCGUUCGCUUGACCGUACAGUUAUUAGGCUGUUUUUUCUCUAAAAUAUUCAUCAUUAGUACGAAACUUUUAUGGCAACAUCCUUAAGAGACGAUGAGCUGCGGAGGGAACUCAAGGCUUUGGGCUUUGAUCCAGGUCCAAUAACGGCAACUACGAGGUCUGUUUAUAUAAAAAAACUUGAAAAGCUCCAAAAGGAGAAGUCAUUCACUGUGGGUAUUUCGACAAAAGAAGCGUCAGAAACACCUAAACAAAUACCUAAGUCACGCAAAUCAACUGGGACUAUAAAUUCAAGCUCUUUAGGAACAGAAGGUUCCAGUGUAAUCAGUCGUAAGCAUACAACUAUUGAAUCGAACCAUGACAUAGGAACAGAGAAUAAACACUUUCCCAGUAAACAAUAUUCAAAAUCCAAGCCAUCUCUUACCGGACAUCAUGUGGAUUUAUCUGAACCUUACACUGACAUACUUCCGAGCUUAAUCCCAAUAGGAGCAUCUCAAGCGGAACCCGUGAAUAAGUUUCGUAACGAUUCUGAUAUGAUCACUUCAGUUUCUUCACAUACGCAGUAUCCUGCACAAAGAUUUUCACGUGACCUCAAUCAGAGCUCAGUUGAUUAUACACCCACCAGGAAAACGUAUAUUUAUAUUAAGGAUGAUUCUGUAGACGAUGAUACAGAUGAGGAAUUAUCAAAACCAAGUUCGAUGUCAUCCACCUUGUCCAGAGUUACUGGUUGGCUCAAUCGGAGUGCCCAUGAAUUUACGAAACCUAGGUCUCCAAGGGAUGAGUCUGUUUAUGCAAAAUCCAAACUUAGUGUUCGUCGUUCCUCACACAGCAAUGAUCGUUUACAAAUAUCAGAUACAGAUAGUUCUGAUAUAGAAAAGUCCACUCAGAGCCCUUUCUUCAAGAGAUUAUAUUCCUCUCCGUUCAGGAACAUGAAAUCGCGAGAUACUGGAAUCACAACGUCUCCUGGUCUUCUCUUCACUCCACCAUCUAGGAAUCUUGAUAAGCCGACAUAUCACGGUGUUUCUAUUUUAUCUGAAGAUACUGAUUUCAAUGAUCUUGUUCGUAGCCGAAAGCAGCGUGAUCAAAAGAACAGCUUUUCAAAUUAUUUCUUAUUUGGGAAGCAUUUCCCUUGCAGUGUCUCAAAUAUCCCUAAUUUGAUUCUUAUUUCAAGCAUAAUCGUGUGUUUUAUGUUAGUUGCAAGUUAUUUAUUCUUGAAGGAUCACCAUGGAGAAGUUGGUAAAAUGGCAGAUGUACAGAAGUUACUUUGUCGAUCUCCAGGCGACUACAAUAAUAGUCUUACAAAAGGCUUACAUCGCUGCCUACAUGAAGAUGAUCUAACUGCAUCCUUAUGGGUUCUUGGGAUUUUAUAUGAUAUUCUCAGUCGUUACGCUGGAGAGUUUUACUGUAAAGUUGGAGUUUUAACUAGUCCUCGUCUAGAUGUAUCUUCUGCUGAACGUUUAGUUGAGCACAGCUUACAAAUGAAAGGCUGGCCAACAUUUCCGAAAACUGAUUUUCGUCGGGCGUGGGAUAAUACACUUUAUGUGCUACUUCAUGUUGGGAAGACACAUUUUAGUCUUGUUGCUGUUGACGUUAGCAAAUCUGAACUAGGACCGCUCAAUCGAGUAAUCCAAAUAACUGAACUUGAAAGUCUUAAACCAUAUUUUCCUGGCGUUUGUCGACUCCGACGGUGUUUUCAAUGGUUUGCUGGUGUAUGCGUAACUUUUUUCUGGAUCGUAUUAGUUUGUGUGAUUAUUUUGGGGGUUUGUUAUGGAGUUUAUCUACUUCGCUCUAGAAAAUUACGCGCAUUAGAACGUCAAAACUGUCGAGUAAGAGAACUGGUGGCAGAAGUUGUAUACUUGCUACAAGAUCAGUUACGAGAAAAUGAAGCCAGUGCUAAUCAGCCUCCUUAUGUUCCUGUCUAUAUGAUACGUGACCGCUUGCGUCAAAAACAUCACGACUUAGAUCGGUUGUGGCCUGAAGUUACGCGUUAUGUUUAUGAAGUAGAAACUUGUAUCGGUGUACAAGAAUGGAGAGGUGUAGGUGAAACAUGGCAGUGGCAAAGCGGCACAGGUUGGCAAGGUUCUGCACUUAUGGACACGUCACAGAAGCCAAGUUUUAUUGUUCCCCCAACGGAGUGCUUGAAAAUAAGGAAUAUGUUUUCUACUGAAAGUAUCGAUGAACGUGGACGUAAAAGAAUCAAACGCGAACUCUUAAAAAAAUUAAUGCCUUGUGGGUCCAUUUUACACAUAGGUUUAGAUAGUGUUGGAAUAAAUGGAUUGGUGUAUGUAAAGUGUGCAGAUCCGGAAACUGCAGGUCGCGUUUUCCACUCGAUACAUGCUAAUUAUUUUGAUGGUCGUUUGUUGACUGUAAAGUUCUUACGGGAUAAUAAAUAUUGUUUACGCUUCCCUGAGGCUCAUAGUAUAAAACAGCCACUUCAAAUAGAAGAUUUCGAAUGAAUAAUCAGUAGUUGUGUGUAUUACAAAUUGUUAAAAAGAUGUGUUGUACUAUAAUCCUAC
This is a messenger RNA of Schistosoma haematobium, 2633 nucleotides long. RefSeq names its product Peptide chain release factor 1-like, mitochondrial. Gene Ontology annotation, cellular component: nuclear inner membrane. The transcript has 15 exons. Lineage: Eukaryota; Metazoa; Platyhelminthes; Trematoda; Strigeidida; Schistosomatidae. The record is from RefSeq and is a predicted model, not a curated record. Gene Ontology annotation, molecular function: chromatin DNA binding. Gene Ontology annotation, biological process: nuclear envelope organization; negative regulation of BMP signaling pathway. Bases 192 to 2573 code for a protein of 793 amino acids.